Cicer arietinum (chickpea) is the source of this 1299-nucleotide messenger RNA. RefSeq names its product 2-alkenal reductase (NADP(+)-dependent)-like. The record is from RefSeq and is a predicted model, not a curated record. Lineage: Eukaryota; Viridiplantae; Streptophyta; Magnoliopsida; Fabales; Fabaceae. Gene Ontology annotation, molecular function: 2-alkenal reductase [NAD(P)H] activity.
UCUCAUUUUCAUUUCCUAAAUUUUUGCUUAUCCUCUUUUCUUUUAUUUGAGUUUUGUUUUGUGUUGUAACAAUCACAGAGUAACAAAAAUGGCACAAGUAAGGAACAAACAAGUGAUUCUUAAGGACUAUGUUUCUGGUUUUCCUAAAGAAUCCGACAUGAACAUAGUUGACAGUACCAUAACUCUAAAGCUUCCAGAAGGUUCUAAUGAUGUUUUAGUCAAAAAUCUAUAUUUGUCUUGUGAUCCUUACAUGCGGACCAUGAGUAAUCCAAAAGAUUCUUUGAAUCCUCGUUCCUAUGUUCCUCAAUCUCCUAUAGCUGGUUAUGGUGUGUCUAAAGUACUGGAAUCUGGAGACCAAAAGUAUAAGGAAGGUGAUUUGGUUUGGGGGUUUACUAAUUGGCAAGAGUACAGCUUGUUACCUGCAGCUCAAAUACUUUUCAAAAUUGAGCACACAGAUGUUCCUCUUUCCUACUAUACUGGAAUUCUUGGUAUGCCAGGAAUGACUGCUUAUGCCGGUUUCUUUGAAGUAGGCUCUCCAAAGAAAGGAGAAAAUGUCUUUGUAUCAGCUGCCUCUGGUGCAGUCGGCCAACUUGUUGGGCAAUUCGCCAAAUUGACAGGUUGCCAUGUCGUGGGAAGUGCUGGAAGUAAAGAGAAGGUGGAUCUAUUGAAGAAUAAAUUUGGAUACGAUGAAGCCAUUAACUACAAAGAAGAGACUGACCUCCGUGGUGCAUUGAAAAAGCACUUUCCAGAAGGCAUUGACAUAUACUUUGAGAAUGUGGGAGGAAAGACACUUGAUGCUGUACUCCUGAAUAUGAGACUCCAUGGUCGCAUACCCGUCUGUGGAAUGAUAUCACAAUAUAAUCUUACACAACAUGAAGGUGUAACAAAUUUGGCACAUCUCAUAUACAAUCGGAUUCGUAUGCAAGGUUUUGUUGUAACUGAUUUCUAUCACCUAUAUCCCAAAUUCUUGGAGUUUGUUCUGCCUCAUAUCAGAGAAGGUAAGAUUGUUUAUGUGGAAGACAUAGCUGAGGGACUUGAGAAUGGGCCUGCAGCUUUGGUUGGCAUCUUUAGCGGUCGCAAUGUUGGAAAACAAGUGCUUGUUGUUGCUCGUGAAUGAACGCCGAUGCUUUUAUAUGAUUUUGUGUUGAAUAUCAAGCCCUCUUUGUAUGGCCAUUGCCAAUCAUCUUUCUCCACUCUAUUGACUGUAAUAUUUAUCUUAUGAUGAUAAAUAAAACCUCCAUUAUGUGCUUCUUUGUUACUUCUAAUAGUAAUAGAUAAUUUAAUUCAGUUUUAUUUUAA